Molecule: messenger RNA, 1943 nt
Organism: Dermacentor albipictus
Lineage: Eukaryota; Metazoa; Arthropoda; Arachnida; Ixodida; Ixodidae
Gene: Pus1
Product: Pseudouridine synthase 1
Biological process (GO): mRNA pseudouridine synthesis; tRNA pseudouridine synthesis
Cellular component (GO): nucleus
Molecular function (GO): RNA binding; pseudouridine synthase activity
Source: RefSeq, a predicted model, not a curated record
UCCCUAUCCGUUCCUCCUCCAAACCGCAUGGCUACGGUGGCUAGCAUGGCGAAUGGUUGUGCGCGAUCGUUUGGACGACAGUUCUGCUAUAGUUCUGCUUGACGCUUGCCUCGUUAUCCUGGUGACCACGGUUCUAGGGUGGUGAAGGUCAUAUGAGUGGGACACUGCGGCACCUUUUAGGCUUGGCAUUUGGGAAGAAAGAAUCGGUUAGGUGGCCCUUCAUAACCAGCAUCAUGUCAGAACUGCAGAACAUCAUAGAAAAGAAACAUGCAUUGGAUGACAAUGGUGAAGAAAAAGAUGCCAAGCGGCUGAAGUCAGAUAGUGAGGCACAAAAUGCAGAAUUCCUAAGAGUGAGGGCAAAGAAGAUGGCCUUGUGUAUGUGUUACAAUGGAAAGGACUAUCUAGGAAUGCAAAGGAAUCCAGGAACCAAGACAAUAGAGGAAGAUCUGCUCACUGCUUUGUACAAGGGGCAGCUUAUACAGAAGGAGCACAUAGACAUUCCACAAAAUGUGAAGUUUCAGCGUGCAGCUCGUACAGACAAAGGAGUCUCUGCUGUGCGACAAGUGGUGUCCCUCAAACUACCCACCAAUAUCAGCAUUGAUGAAAUGGUGACCAGAAUCAACAGCCACCUUGUGGAUCAGAUAAGAGUCAUUGAUAUCAAGCGAACAACAAGGGGCUUCAACUGCAAAAACAACUGUGAUUCCCGCACCUACAGUUACAUGUUACCAUCAUAUUCAUUUGCACCACCAGGAGUUACGCCUGAUGAGUCCUACCGCAUUACAAGUGAAAGAAUAGACGAAGUAAAUAAGAUCCUAGCACUGUACAAAGGUUGCCAUAACUACCACAAUUUUACGUCUGGAAAGAAAUCUGAGGACCCCAGUGCAAUGAGGUUCAUGAUAUCUGCAGAGUGUGGCCAGCCCUUUAUUCAGGGGAAUCUGGAGUUUCUGCAGAUUCAGAUCAAGGGCCAGAGUUUCAUGCUGCACCAGAUACGAAAAAUGGUUGGCCUGCUCAUUGCAAUCAUGCGUGGGUACACAGACCAAUCCACCAUUCGUCGGGCAUGGGGCCCUGAACGGCUGGACAUUCCCAUUGCACCACCGCUAGGCCUGAUGCUGGAGCAGUUGCACUAUGACCGCUACAACAAGCGCUACGGUGGAGACGGCCUGCAUGAGCCACUCUCUUGGGAGGCAAAGCAGGACUUGAUCCAAGCAUUCAAGGAGAAGCAUAUCUUCCCCACAAUUGUGGAGACAGAGAAAAAUGAAAAGUCAAUGUUGAACUGGAUGGAGAACUUGCCACUCCACUCCUACAAUGUGCGUGAGCCAGGACCUCCGACGCUUGAAGAUGCAGAGUUAUGCAAUUUGGCUGGCAGUGAUGAUGAUGGUCCAUACAAUGAGAAAGAAGCUCAAGAUGGCAGCUUCAAAAAGGAAAAUACUGACAAUACAGAAGAAAACUGCACUAGUGCAAAGAAAUCUAUAAAGCUCAAAAGUCAAGCUGUAUAAUAAAAUAACCACAGCCAUGUUGGUCUUAUGCACAUUUAUUUUAUUAACAUUUUGCAGGUCCUAGUGGUGACCCUUUACAGAAAUUGCAGUCACACAUAUCACUAUUACAGUACACUCAUUUGGAUGGUGCACUUGGGAAUGCAGGUCACUUGUCUGUACCGUAAAGGCAAAAAGAAAUAAUUAGGAGGUGCACAAGAAGCAAACUCCUGAGAAAAAUAACGCAAUCUAUGCCCACAAAGUAUGCACCACUACUACUAGACCCUUAGUGUUGUGGUAGGUUGCUGUGUUGUACAUGGCAUGAAGUGUUCCAAAAUGCUAGUGCUGAAAGUUUCAUCUAGUAUGUCUGAAAACAUCACAAGCUGUGUCCUUUGUAACCUCUGGUGUCACUGUGGGUUGAAAUAAAAGCACAGCACGUUUGUGUGCUAAUAUAGUACAGUGCAGAACAAA